Molecule: messenger RNA, 799 nt
Organism: Phycodurus eques (leafy seadragon)
Lineage: Eukaryota; Metazoa; Chordata; Actinopteri; Syngnathiformes; Syngnathidae
Gene: mrpl30
Product: mitochondrial ribosomal protein L30
Exons: 6
Coding region: 224-685 (153 amino acids)
Biological process (GO): translation
Cellular component (GO): large ribosomal subunit; mitochondrion
Molecular function (GO): structural constituent of ribosome
Source: RefSeq, a predicted model, not a curated record
CACUGGAAGACGAGCUCGUGUUGUCUUCUUUUAGCGCUCCAAACAAAUUUUCUUUACUUAUUUAUCCAAUUAUUAUUUCACCGUACUGUACAUAUUUUGAUUUUUGUCAUUUUAGAUUGCGUGCGCAUGCUUUCACUUGUCUUUUGGCGCAUUAACCUUGUCCUGCAUGUCGGGCAGAUUAGAGUCCAUAAACAACAGUGAAUGGCUCUAACCAACAACUAAAAUGCCUGCAUUUGCUUUCAAGUCGACAUCAGUCAAGGUCCUAACAGGACUUUCACGUUGUCUUUGGUUUGGACGCAGCAAGUUUACCAAAGCAAGAAUUCCACAAGAGCUUUUUGCAAAGUGGUCACAGGAACACGAGAAAUACGGUGGCGAUCCCGAGCAGCCUCACAAACUCCACAUAGUGACGCGAGUCAAAAGUGUGAUGAGACGGCCGUACUGGGAGAAAGACAUGAUGAAGCACCUGGGCCUCCAGAAGGCGCACGUGCCUGUGAUCCACAAGAACACACCUGCGGUCAACAGCAGACUCAAGUUCAUCAAACAUCUUGUCAGGAUUGAGCCGUUGCGGACUCCGUACGGUCUCCCCAGCGAGCAGGACAUGGCUGACAGCUACAUCAACAGCAAAGGAGAGCUGAUCGUUCGACGCCUGCUGACACCGCUCCAACCCAAGGCCAUAAAGUCUUAGUUCAUUCACACAGCUUUGUCAAACCGCUCUUCGGUGGUGACCCAGUUUGACCCGCGAAUGACUCGCUAACCAACUCAUCACCAGAAAUAUGGAAUAAAAAUAAUAAUUGUCGAA